CUCCGGAGUUUGGUUGGGCACACGCAGGCAGGGGGAACUCGCUGGCCGUCCAGUUGGCAAACUGACGAAGUUGUCUUCGGGAACUUGAAGGCUUCAUAACAAAACCACUAUGACUUCGACGAACAUGUUUCAAGGGUUGGAUACUGGAUCCAAACCGAGUUCAAGGGUCUUGCGGCCUCCUGGAGGUGGCUCCAGUGACCUGUUCGGUGGCUAUGAAGAUGACUCUGCAGCAUCAAGAAGACCUAAUAAGAUGGCCUCUAAAGUUUUUGCUCCACCAGAGGAGACCCAGAAUGUACCCAGACGCUCCAAUCCUCCAGGUGGGAAGAGUAGUGGGAUAUUUGGGGAACCUGAACCUCCAACUCAGCAACAGAGACUCAAACCUCCUGGUGGACCAACCAGCAACAUAUUCGGUGCUGCAGAGAGCGAACCUGCCCAAAACCUGAACCGAAGCCAUCCAAAUAAGCCAAAGGACAAUCUAUGUGUGGGACCUGAGCCUGAAUCGCCUGCACCCGAACCGAAGGUCAGCCAGCCGGAGGUGAAGGAGGAAGCUGCUCCUCCAGCUCCCGUGCCAGCCAAGGAAGAGCCUGCAGCUCCGCCCGCCACUCCAGAGCCUGAGCCCCCUUCUUCCUCUCCCUCCUCCUCACGUCCUAAUGAGACUGUUGAGCUGAAGAACCACGAGCCUCACCUGGGACCCAGGCCUCGCUCUCACAACAGGGUCCUCAACCCCCCUGGAGGAGUGUCUCGUGUGGUAUUCUACUAAUCAGCUGAACACACCUCUCCUCCUCCUUGUUUGUGUCCAUACACUCUUUGUCUGCUCCCCUCUUCUCUCAUUCCAACACCCCUCUCCCCACGGUUUCUUCACCUGUACGUCUGAACACAGUUCUUCUCACCAGAUAUUUUGUCCUCAACUUCUUGCACUUUCAGCCCUGUUUCUGGCUUCCAGCUCUUUGUCCAAAUUUUCAGUGAAACCUGCAAUAAUUCAAUCACAAAUCAAUCAAUCAACAGGCUAGCUAUGACCUAAUCACUUCAACUGUGACACUGUUCAGUCUCCACAUUGCGGUUACUUUUUUCCACAGUUUCUGUGUUUGUAAAUGUAGUUUGACUUAAAGCACAGUUUGUCAGUUUGAAAAGGUUUUUGCAUCUCGAGAAUGGUUAAGACAUUGGAGCACUUUUUCAGCGUCUUCAACAGUCAAUUCAUUUUUUGUGUGUGUAAUAAAAAUCCGGGCGUAAAAAAAAAAAAUCAACAGCAGACAUUUAAAUUUAAGUGUUUGUUAUAAACCUUAAUGUAUAGGCGUUCAAUCAGGAGGGGGUGAACAGAUCGUCUCACCGAUGUGAAAUGUUUCAGGGAGUUCCACUAGUGCCACCUUUCUAUGUUGCUGGAUCCUUAUUGGAUGACUUCAUUAAUCCUUUUUUGGCGGUUUUACAAAGAAAUUCAAGUAAUGACUGUACAAUCAGAGCCUUAUAAUAAUUUUCUCACCUUUCUUGCCUUCUCAUCAAUUAUUGUAUCAUUUAAACAUGUGUCUAACAUCAACGAUCUGCUGUCAGAGCGCAAACUCUGCUUCAGCAUACAAGCCAAAAAUUUGGAAACAAAGAUGAAUGCGAUAUUUACUCCCAAAAUGUUUCUGCUUCCUUAAAGAAAAUUCCAUUUUGAUUGUAUGUGGAUGUUUUGUGCAGGUACUUUUCUGCUUUGUCCUCAUUGCUUAGCUUUAUCUGAAAACAUGGCCUUUUUUUUGCUUGGGGUAGGCCUCUGUUUAUGUUUUAAAUUAAAACGGCUGAAGACAAGUGAACUCUGGACAAGUGCGCGGUCUACCUGAGUCCAGGUGGGCUCAUUGAUGAUCACUUUUUCACUCACUUCAUGACGCACAUUCAUGGCUCUUUGGUGCCAGCCUGUCCCCCGUGUGUUGAUGUGCCUGGCAGGCAAUGAGCACAGCAGAAGAAGAUAAUCCUGUGUAUUGCAAUAAAACUGUUGUUUUGCAUUUAAA
Plectropomus leopardus (leopard coralgrouper) is the source of this 1982-nucleotide messenger RNA. RefSeq names its product Jupiter microtubule associated homolog 2 (gene jpt2). The record is from RefSeq and is a predicted model, not a curated record. Gene Ontology annotation, cellular component: nucleus. Lineage: Eukaryota; Metazoa; Chordata; Actinopteri; Perciformes; Serranidae.